This is a messenger RNA of Cyprinodon tularosa, 3210 nucleotides long. RefSeq names its product potassium voltage-gated channel, shaker-related subfamily, beta member 1 b (gene kcnab1b). Gene Ontology annotation, cellular component: extrinsic component of cytoplasmic side of plasma membrane; voltage-gated potassium channel complex; juxtaparanode region of axon. The coding region runs from base 775 to 1974 and encodes 399 amino acids. The transcript has 15 exons. Gene Ontology annotation, biological process: negative regulation of delayed rectifier potassium channel activity; transmembrane transport; potassium ion transport. The record is from RefSeq and is a predicted model, not a curated record. NCBI's taxonomy places the organism in Eukaryota, Metazoa, Chordata, Actinopteri, Cyprinodontiformes, Cyprinodontidae. Gene Ontology annotation, molecular function: potassium channel regulator activity; voltage-gated potassium channel activity; transmembrane transporter binding.
CUUCCAGGCACACAGUCAGAGCCAGUUGCCUAUAACACACACAGGCAGACCCGUCCUCACUCAGCGACCGGCUCACUUUCUCACCACACGCUGCUCCUCGCCCGCUCACAGCAUCUGCCUCUUUCUGAAGUGAGGUGCCAUGCAUUCUCCUCUCCGUGCUUCCCCCUUAAUGUCUGAUCAUUACAUUUUAAGGAUCUCGUCAUCUUUUGGGGCUCUCAUGCUGCAAAAACAAGCAUAACACCUCUCAGUGACCUCCUUUAGGAAUUUGAAGAAAAGGACAAAGCUUUUAUUUGUUGCUUCAGUUGGAAUUGCUGCCUGUGUUGGGAUGCAGAUCUGCACGAGACUUAUGCUCUCUGUAAACACAGACUGAUCCUUCACAAGUAGUGAGCAACUCAGAAGAAAUCCAUCAUCUUUUGUGCAUCUUUUCUUUUGAUCGCCAGCAUCUCGCUGUAUGCAGUGAGAUAUGCCCGGGAUCCCCAUUGCAGCUCUCACACACUGACCAAAACUGCACCACUGAAAUGUUCAACUCUGAGAGGCUGGAUAAGACCCUGAUUCUUCUCUUGAAAUAAACUGAGUAACAUCAUCCUUAUCCUCUGCUAUUUCCAUAUGAGAUUCAGGAGAAUUAGGCACGCCUGGCCCAGACCGCUCACUUUCAACCCUACAUAUUCUCUAUUCUAGCUUCUGCAGGCAGGGUGAAAGAAUCUCAAGGACUUUAUAGACUCAAACAGGUUUCCUAUUUGUUUUGGAACAUCUAGUGGCUUUUCGCCAACAGUCAUGCAGGUGUCAUUUGCAUGUACGGACCAUGGGCUGAAGGCUCCUCGCAAUGGGGAGCACAGUAAGCAGAAUGCCACCAGCCCCAACACUACCAGCCAUGCCCGAGCCCGCUUCCGCACAGUGGCCCUGAUCGCCCGCAGUCUGGGCUCCUUCACCCACCGCUACCACCACAACCUAAAGGAGUCUACUGCCAAGCUGACUGGCAUGAAAUACCGGAACCUGGGGAAAUCUGGUUUGCGUGUCUCCUGUCUGGGCCUCGGGACAUGGGUAACAUUUGGAGGUCAGAUCUCUGAUGAGGUGGCAGAGCAGCUGAUGACCAUCGCCUAUGAGAGUGGGGUCAACCUGUUCGAUACGGCCGAGGUCUACUCUGGGGGAAAAGCAGAGAUAAUCUUGGGGAACAUCAUCAAGAAAAAGUGCUGGAGAAGAUCCAGUCUUGUGAUCACCACAAAGCUCUACUGGGGAGGAAAAGCUGAGACAGAGAGAGGCCUUAACCGAAAACACAUAAUUGAAGGUUUAAAAGGUUCCCUCCAGAGAAUGCAGUUGGAUUAUGUAGAUGUGGUCUUUGCCAACCGGACAGACAGCAAUACUCCAAUGGAGGAAAUUGUGCGAGCAAUGACUCAUGUGAUAAACCAAGGCAUGUCCAUGUACUGGGGUACAUCUCGCUGGUCUGCCAUGGAGAUCAUGGAGGCCUAUUCUGUGGCCAGACAGUUUAAUCUUAUUCCGCCAGUCUGCGAGCAGGCCGAGUAUCAUUUUUUCCAGAGGGAGAAGGUAGAAACUCAGCUUCCCGAGCUCUACCAUAAAAUAGGUGUGGGUGUUGUAUCUUGGUCUCCUUUGGCCUGUGGAAUCAUCACUGGAAAGUAUGAGAAUGGCAUCCCAGAAUCCUCCAGGGCUGCCAUGAAGCCAUAUCAGUGGUUAAGGGAGAAGAUAACAAGUGAGGAUGGAAGAAAACAACAAUCCAAGCUAAAAGAACUGACUCAUAUUUCAGAAAAACUAGGAUGCACCUUGCCACAGUUAGCCAUAGCCUGGUGCUUGAGAAACGAGGGAGUCAGCUCAGUGCUCUUAGGGGCCUCCAAUCCCACUCAGCUGACAGAAAACCUAGGAGCCAUUCAGGUAAUUCCAAAGAUUUCAGCAGGUAUUGCCUCUGAAAUGGACCAUAUUCUGGGAAACCGUCCACACAGUAAAAGGGAUUACCACCAUUAGGAUGGACACUCUCUACUAAACUACACUCAUAAGGCUUUUCAAAGCUCACUUUUCACAGCCAUGGCACCAUAAGUGCGUGCCCACGACUGUGUGUAUCUGUGGAGGACUGUGCGAUUGUACUUGGCUCUUUCAACUCAUAACUGUGAAGUGGGCUACAUGACGACAAAGCGUGCAUGCAAAAGCAGCCAGAAAUCGAACUGAACGUGAUUUGGAGGAUCCAUCGAGACAAUUCCCUGCUUUUAAAAAAAGAAAAACUCAUCUGCAGCAAACUCUGCAGAGGUGCUGAACCAAAUAGUGCUGGGAAAGUAAUAGUAUUAGUUGUAUACUCUGUUAGAAUGGCUGUAAAUGCAUGUAGAGAAAACUUAAGAAAAAUCUAUUACCUCUAAGCAUCCAGUUAACUAUGGCAAAGAAAAUAUGUAUUAAAACGGACCUACGGCUAGAGAAAUCUAUUUUACUUAAUGUAUGUAUUGUAAAAAUAGUUAAAAAUCGUGAUUAGUAAUGAUAUGUAUUUCAGCAGUAUGGACGAACAUUCCCCCUGCAGCUGGAGCUUGCUUGUCCAUGUUAUUGCUUCAGAACUUGAAAAUUUAAAUGUUGCCAAACGUUGUUUUUGCAAUUGAUCCAAUGAAAUAUUCAUUUAUUAAUAUAUAUAUAUAUAUAUAUAUAUAUAUAUAUAUAUAUAUAUAUAUAUAUAUAUAUAUAUAUAUAUAUAUAUAUAUAUAUAUAUAUAUAUAUAUAUAUAUAUAAAUAAACUUAGGUAAUGACUGUUAUAUAAGCAUGUUUCCUUAAUGAGGAGUUCUAUUGUUUUGUUCUCUUUUCCACUUAUGCAACAGCACCGCAGAGUGUAUUUUCCUACUGUGCCCUUUCAACCCAUUUUAGUUUUGUAUUCUGGCAGAGUUUCUGUCAGAACAAAUUGCAUCUGAUUCAUUUCAUUUCAGUCAGUGUUGCAGAUAGCGAACUGUCCCAUCGAUGUCGGGGUGAUGUUCCUCCCACAGGGGAGCUAGUGGAUAACAAAUAAAGCCAUGUGGCUAAUGAAGAGACCUAGUGGAUAAAAAAAAAGAACACCAUAUGGUCCCUAGCAGUACUUUCUACCAGGAACAAGCAGAGUUUUACCCAACUUCUCCCAAAUGGCUGUUUUAUAUAAUGGGAUCAUCCUUGUCAUGUUCUGUUUGUUCAGACGUGUAUUAUGGUGUUGUCCAUCAGAUUUGUACAUGAAAAUAAAAAGGUACGCUUAGAGUA